AUGGUCGGCUUCUUCUACCAAUACCUCAUCGUUCCGUCUGCUGUGCUGGCCGCCCUUGCUGUAGCCGUCAUUGCCGUCUACUACACCCAUCGCUACUAUCGCAACUCACGCGCCGAAGAGGAGGGCGCCUUCUUCGAUCUGGUGGAGAAGAUUACAGACACUGUCCGUGAUUCUGCUGCCGAUGGCGAGGAAUAUAUUAGCGUGCCCCAUGUCCGCGAUGUCAUCUUCCCUCCGGCUCGUCGCCGUCCCGCCGAACUGGCUCGCUGGGAGCGCGCCGUGGAGUACGUCAACGAUAACGAGUCGCGCAUCGCCACCGAGACUCGCCUCAUCCGCGGACACGAGUGCGCCGUCUGGAAAUGGCUGGAGGCGAAGAAGACCGGAUGGCAAGGAAAAGCCUUCGCCGAAGCCCUUUCGCCGAACGUCCCAAAACAGGGCCUCACCAAGUUCCUAAAAAUUCGCGAUAUGGUGGCUAACGACGGGUCGGAUCGCCUAAAGGCCGAGCUGGACAUGCGCGACAAGCUGCGCCCUAUUCAACCAUUACAUGUUGGAUAUUGUGCCGACCAUAGCACUAACGAGAAGCUAAUUUUCGCGAUGUUCUCCACUAACGACCAGGCUCAUAAAGCCUUUACUGCCCUUCAUGGCGAGUGGUAUUGCGGUCGCCUCAUCAAUGUAAAGUACGUCCGUGAUAUCCGUUACUUUGACCGGUUCCCGGAAGCCGCCAAUUUCGAGGAA
Molecule: messenger RNA, 732 nt
Organism: Mesorhabditis spiculigera
Lineage: Eukaryota; Metazoa; Nematoda; Chromadorea; Rhabditida; Rhabditidae
Source: the annotation of a GenBank genome assembly